Messenger RNA from Carlito syrichta (Philippine tarsier), 1557 nucleotides. RefSeq names its product coiled-coil domain containing 32 (gene CCDC32). Gene Ontology annotation, biological process: cilium organization. Bases 99 to 656 code for a protein of 185 amino acids. The transcript is spliced from 4 exons. The record is from RefSeq and is a predicted model, not a curated record. NCBI's taxonomy places the organism in Eukaryota, Metazoa, Chordata, Mammalia, Primates, Tarsiidae.
GGAGUCUCCGCCCCUCCUGAUUUCCUUCUGGCAGCCGGCGACAGAGCGGAGCUGAGCGUUUGCAGGCUGCUGAGCUGGCUAUUGCGCUUAGAUUCCAAAUGAAAAUGUUUGAGAAUGUUGACUCUACAGCCACAAGAUCUGGCCGGGAGCUCUGGGCUGAAAUCUGUUCCUGUCUGCCAAAUCCUGACCAAGAAGAUGGUGCCAACAAUGCCUUCUCAGACUCCUUUGUGGAUUCUUGUCCUGAAGGUGAAGGUGAGAGGGAGAUGGCAGACUAUGCUGUCCAACCAACUGUCAAGCCGUGGGCUCCGUUGCAGGAUUCAGAAGUGUAUUUAGCUUCUCUGGAGAAGAAACUGAGAAGAAUCAAAGGUUUAAAUCAGGAAGUGACUUCCAAGGACAUGCUUCGAACCCUAGCCCAAGCCAAGAAGGAAUGCUGGGAUCGGUUCCUCCAGGAGAAGUUAGCAUCAGAGUUCUUUGUGGAUGGACUUGAGUCUGAUGAGAGCACCUUGGAACAUUUCAAGAGGUGGCUUCAGCCGGAUAAAGUAGCCAUCAGCACAGAGGAGGUCCAGUAUCUGAUUCCUCCAGAGUCACAGGUUGAGAAGCCAGCGACUGGGGAUGAGCCAGCAGCUGGGGACGAGCCAGUGGCAGCAGAACAGUAAAUUACACACACGCACGCCGAGCAGCUGUCUCAGGUCCAGAGGGAACAGCAUAGAGCUUGGAGGCAGCAGCAAGGAGAAAUCCAGGGAGAGAAGAAGCCCAAACUUCCACUUCACAAAGAAAACAGCUGCAAGCCCCUGAGGGCUUACUCGGGGCUGGCAUGUGUGACUGUCUUGGAUGAAGUGGCUGACCCAGUCUGUGCUGGAUCAAAAUACUGCUUUCCUUCCUUUGUGUCUCAGAGCUUGGCUGAGCUCUGUUGCCACAGGUUAGAAGUCUGCUAAGGAUCUAGUGAAGGACCAAGUGUGAAAUUACUUAGAGAAACUGAGUCCCCUUGUGUGUAAUAUAUAAGUUAAGUGAGCCAUAUUUUUUCUUGCCUCUUCUAAGCAUUCAUGCCUGUGUCCCAAGCAUUCCCUUGGUAAAUUGCCAGGGGCGAGUGGGGCCAAGGAGAAUGGAAUCUGCCUUCUUGAAUCCAAGCCCCCAUCUGGGGCUUCUCUCACAAUUCUGUAGUAAAUAUAGGGCCUCUAGGGAAAGAGGCCAGGCUUCUCCUUUCUCUCAUUUGUUCCGUAAGGAGAAAAUGGGUGAAAGAAGUGUGAAGAUGUGGGUGUUUAUGUCUGUGUAUAUAUAAUUUUUAUUUUAUGCAUGGCUUCUCUCCCAACUUCCUCCUGCACUUAAAAAGGGCCAUGUUCCAAAUUAGACUUGUAAAUAUGGUGUUAGUGUUUGACACUGCUCCUGGAUAGUUCCACACUUGUUCCUUGUGUCAGCUUUCCUGGCUAAGCCCGAGUGUCCCUUCUUGUUUAUCAUGUUCUUGUUCAGUGUGUGUUGUCCGUAUAAAACUUUUCUCUCAUGCACCUACAAAGGUAGGAUUAAAUUUAAAAAAACAAAACAAAAAAACUUUUCUCAUCA